AUAUACAUACAUAUGUGCAUAAAGAUGAUUAAAAACAUAUACUGUUUAUCAAAUACAUAGAAUUGGACAUAGUAUUCUAUUCCUUCAGUCUGAAAGUCACUGCUGUGGCCCAGAGCUAAGCUUUUUCUUGAAGCAUGUCUGGGAAUUAGUUGGUCAGGAGGGGCAGAAAAAAGAUUAAAUGAUGUGUGCAGAGCUUCAGGCAGAGGGGCUUGACUUAUGCACAACGUGGAUGAUUAGAGGAAUAGAGUAGGGAGUAUUUACCUAGCUCAUUUUCUUAUCUUUACUGGAAAGGUGAAUUUAUUGGAAAGCUCUGUCUGCACAAUAUCCAACUACAAUAUAUAUAUAGUUGAAGUCAAAUAAAUAUUACUCAAAUACUUUUGUUGAAACAAUAUUGACUAUAUAGAAAACAUGUCUGGAAUAAAACUAAAAUGGAAAAAAAUGGAGGUUUUAAGUUCCAGAGACUGAUUUUGAGUCACAAAUUUUUGUAUUUACAGAAAAUAUGAAAUAACGAUUUGGUCAGAAUGACUACAGAAUGUAAUUCGACAUUAUUUUAUUUUUAUUUUUUUAAAGAGAGAAAGAGAGAAAGAAAGAGAGAGAGAAAAAAAAUUUAGUAUUUAUUUUUCAGUUUUUGGUGGACACAACAUCUUUAUUUUAUUUUAUAUGGUGCUGAGGACCAAACCCAGCGCCCCGCGCACGCCAGGUGAGUGAGUUACCACUUGAGCUACAUCCCCAGCCUCAAUUCAACAUUAUUUAGGAAAAGUUGCUGCUGAAUAUAACCUCUGCAUAAAAUAUUGGCGGUCUCACUCUUUCUUGUUUUUUUUUUUUUUUUAUCUUGUAAAGAAGGCAGUGUUAAUUCAAUAAGAGUUUACUGGUCAUCAACAAUUCCCCUGUCUCAGGGUUCUUGUUCCUGGGUCAGGGAGGCUUAUAAUCUUAUUGGGUACAACAAGUGCUAUGAAAACCAGGAUAAGAAGUCACUGAGCAGGGUCCUGAGAAAUGGGGAUGUUUAUUUAGAGAAAAAUUUGAAAGUGAAUUCAAACCUGAAGGAGACAACUAAAUAAAGGGAAGGAGAGAAACAAGAAGAGGCAGGUGGUGGGGGAAGGGGGAUGGAUUCUGAGAACAGUCACACAACAUUGACAGAAAUUUAGAGCUAAAAUAGCCCUAAACCGUCAUGGUUGAUAACUUACAUUCCUGUGACUAAUACAUCUACCCACAGGGAUAGACUAUCUAGUGUAUGGGAAAAAAAUCAACAGCUCCUCUUCUUAGCAAUUGAAGAGGUGCUGAGUGGUUCAGUGAGUUUCUAUAAAAAAUAAAUUUGUUCAUUUCUUUUGAAUUUUCAAAGUGUCCUUGAUGGAAAGCAUGUGGGACUAAGUACAUUCUUAACCUGUCCUUUUGCAGAGACAUGGGUAUUAAGUCUCCCUGUGUUCACUAUGGGGGUGUGGAGGUACCAUAGUAAAAGCCAUAGGUUCAGAUUAGUCCAGUGGGUAAGCAAUUUUCUUUCCUGAAGUACCUACUAAUCCCUACUUCCCAAAGAACUGUGUACAAAUUCCCCUGAAGCCAGACAUUUUAAAACAGUUAUUUGUGGCUCUUUCUGAGACGUUAGAAGGAGAUACUCCUUAGAGGUCAAACUCAGCAGGAUGAAAUCCUCUGCAUGUCAGAGAUAGAGUCUCCUGCCUGGUUGUCUUGAAAUUAGUUGCCCACGUCCAAGGCUGCUUUACUUAAUACAGAAAACCUUAUUUGUAGAUAAAGCUCAGCUCUCUUCCCAGCUGCUAUUUUUAAGCUCAACUCUCCUCUGUUCAACUCAUGUACACCUACUUCAAGGCCUUUUCAUAGGAAACUAGAUACACAAAAUGUCAAUGGUGUCUAAGACACCAAACACAAAAUUUUUCUUGUCUUCAUUUUCCAUACAUUUCUUCUAUUAUUCUCUCCUCUCUCUGGCCUUGUUUCUUCCACCUCCUUCUCGCUUUACUUUUAGUGGUCUUAGGUUUCAUUUUAGCAUGCCAACACAGAAGUUGUGAAUAGAACUUUUAUGCCUACGUGUUGUGUAGGUGCUCAGAAGGUCAGUGGCAAGUUGCUACGGUAUUAGUCUUGGAUCUAGUUUCCUAAAUGUUGGUAAGAAGAAUCUUGUGACAAGGGCACACCCCCUAGUUGUCAUUUGUGGGAUCUGUAUCUCCAGAUUUAAGAUAAACUAGAGACAUGUUUGGAUCCUCAGAGUUCAGGGAAAAUGCAGCAUGUGAUGCAGGGAAAAGAAUAAUUAUUAAUAAAGAGAGCUAUUAGGUGGCAUUGGAAAAAACUAAGCUUUUCAAAUGUUUCCUUCAUAGAAUAAGAGAUCAUUUAAAAUCUCAAUUAUCCUUUCCAAGUUUAACAUAUCACCUGUUCUAUAUCCUGUUUGUCCAGCCCUAUCUCCUAUUUGUCCCAGUCUUCCAAAUUUCUGUCACAAACACUUUCAUAUAAUUUUCCCAACUGCCCUUUUUUUUUUUUUGGUAACACUUGAGUUCUUGCCCCACAUGUAAAUGUCCAUUGCAGGGCUUACAUGAAUAGCAGGGUUUGCAUGGGGACAAUUAUUAUCUUUAAUAUUUCCAAAACUGAGUAUUCAGAAAAAUGGUUAGGAAACUGUAUUUAUUGUGGUAUUGAAAGAAAAAAAUCUGGAAACUUCUUUGAUUCUUUUGGUACAGAAGCUAUGUUUUAGCAAUCAGACUAGUAAAUUAUUACUUUCACAUAUAUGGAUGUCAUAUAUCUUUUGCUAUUUUCUUCAUUCUCCACAGUUUUGACCAUGUACUCUGGAGUGGGGGGCAAUUCCCCCAUGCUGUUUCCCUGUGACUGUGACCCUAAGUCUAGGUUGCACAACUACCUUUCUAAAGAGAAAAGCCUCUGCUCAUUUGUAAUCCCAAUGCAUUAGAAAAAUGUUAGAUCUUGUGAAGAAAUUAUAGUCCAUUUGAUGUUUUCUAAUAUACUUCCUCCCUUUCUCAAUUUUAAAUUAAAAUAAAAUGAAUCAUAUAUAAUGAAUGCACAGCUGUCAUCUUUUGUGAUAUUACCUUGAUUGUUACUUCAGCAUUGAAGAAUGUUCCAUUUUGUAAUUUGCAUACCUAAAAUUCUUGAUAAGAUUAUACCCUAUGAAGAUGCGUUGGAAAUAACUGUAGCCGUAUAUAGAAAUGGAAAUGAUACUAAGUUUUUGACACUAGAGUGCUUACUCAUAGAAACCACACAAUCAAUAGCAUGUGUUUGUGCUUAGAUUUAUUCAGUCAUUAUCACUCCUCCACUUGCCUUUCAUGUGCUGAGCAAAUAUUAAGUGAAGAGUAUGAGUUUUUUUACAUUACUCUCAAUAAGUGGGUUUAACCACAAUACAAAUCUUAUAAUCUACCUCUUCAAUCUCACUGGCAAUGGGACAAAUCCAGCAGCUUUAGAGCCAUAGCAUUCUUCUCUAUGAGGAUGGGCAUGCAGUGGUAGCAGAUUUUGGAGAAUCAAGAUUUCUACAGUCUGUGGAUGAAGACAACAUGACAAAACAACCUGGGAACCUCCGCUGGAUGGCUCCAGAGGUGUUCACGCAGUGUACGCGCUACACCAUCAAAGCCGACGUCUUCAGUUACGCUCUUUGUCUGUGGGAACUCCUCACCGGCGAGAUUCCUUUCGCCCACCUUAAGCCAGCUGCAGCAGCAGACAUGGCUUACCACCAUAUUAGGCCUCCCAUUGGCUAUUCCAUUCCCAAACCCAUAUCAUCUUUGCUGAUGCGAGGGUGGAAUGCAUGUCCUGAAGGAAGACCGGAGUUUUCUGAAGUUGUUACGAAGUUAGAGGAGUGUCUCUGCAACAUUGAGCUGAUGUCUCCUGCAUCCAGUAACAGCAGCGGGUCUCUCUCACCUUCCUCUUCUUCUGAUUGCCUGGUGAGCCAGGCAGGGCCAGGCCGAAGCCAUGUGGCAGCUUUGAGAAGUCGUUUUGAGUUGGAAUAUGCUCUAAAUGCCAGGUCCUAUCCUUCCUGGACACAAAGUGCUGGACCAGGAUCCUCUCAAGGCCUGUCUUUGGAGGAGGUGAAAAGAAGUUUGCAGAACUCACCCAUUGACAAGUACGGCUAUGUGUCGGAUCCCAUGAGCCCAAUGCAUUUUCAUUCUUGCCGGAACAGUGGCAGCUUUGAGGACAGCAGCUGACAGCAUUUGGCAUAUACCUAAAAGGAGUUUUCCCCCACACUGACAGCAAUGAGUCAAAUCAUGGCAGGCUUGCUCCCAAUUAUACUACUUUACUCUCUAAGGUCUCCUUAAAUUGGCUUGUUUAUACUGGUCCUACUUCAUCCCUCUUCAUGAGUUGGUUUUUGGGUUUGUGGUUAAAGAAGGAGAUGUAAAAGAACCAAGACAGAAUAUAUAUCAAGGAUUGUUUUUCACUUUGUAAGUAAAAAAAAAAAAAAAACAGUUUAUUUUAUAACUUGGAAAUGGGGCCUCAGUCUGUGGUGGGCACUUAAUAAUUAUUACGUUUUCCUAGACAGAGUUAUGUACACUUGUGUUUGAGAGGCCUGUGUUUGAUUUCUUAGAAUAUUGGUCAUUUUCUUAUCUCACUAUGUUACUUCUGGUGUGGAGCUCCAUGAUUAAAGAUUCUUUGGUGGUGUAGAAAAUUGA
Messenger RNA from Marmota monax (woodchuck), 4598 nucleotides. RefSeq names its product TNNI3 interacting kinase (gene Tnni3k). The record is from RefSeq and is a predicted model, not a curated record. Gene Ontology annotation, molecular function: ATP binding; protein kinase activity. Lineage: Eukaryota; Metazoa; Chordata; Mammalia; Rodentia; Sciuridae. Gene Ontology annotation, biological process: protein phosphorylation. The coding region runs from base 3492 to 4136 and encodes 214 amino acids. The transcript has 9 exons.